Molecule: messenger RNA, 841 nt
Organism: Corylus avellana
Lineage: Eukaryota; Viridiplantae; Streptophyta; Magnoliopsida; Fagales; Betulaceae
Product: putative B3 domain-containing protein At5g66980
Molecular function (GO): DNA binding
Source: RefSeq, a predicted model, not a curated record
CAAGUUCUUCAAAGUAUUUCACCCCGCUUCCAGCUCUCACCAACUAUCCAUACCACCAGAUUUUGUCAGGCAUUUCAAUGGAAGGAUACCAGAAAAGGUAUAUUUCAUUGAUGAUGCUAGAAAAUCAUGGUGUGUCCAACUAGAAGAAAUUGGUGGGCACGUGUUGUUCACAAAUGGCUGGGAAUGCUUUAAACGUGCUCAUUUUUUGAAUUUUGGGGACUUCCUAAUCUUCCGAUACAAUAGAAGUUCCUCAUUUGAAGUGGAGAUAUUCGAUAGACGAGGAUGCAUGAAGGAAGAACCAAUAGAUAUUUGUGAGAGUACUCCUGCUGACGAUAAAUUGGAACAAGAUUAUAAUAUUGCAGAGCAAGAUGAGGAAGGCGAUUCAUCUGAAGUUAGUGGGCAUAAAUCAACAAAUCUUGAAAAAAACAACACCCCUGAAGUGAUAGCUCAACUUGUAGCAUCAAAGACUCCACACUUUGUGCUGAGCAAUACUAGUCAUACACUAACUACCGUGUACAUUCAUACAUCAGUGGUAAAAGCAUUUAACAUUGCACUAAAACCAGAGAUUGUGCUUCGUGAUCAAAAUGGAAACGCCUGGCAUGCGAGAAUCCUAUUCAAAGAAGAUGGCCGAAUAGCCAUUGGUUGUGGGUGGUCUUAUUUCGCGAAAAACAAUGUGAAAGUUGGAGACCAAUGCGUGUUUGAAUUUGUCCUUCAGAGAGGAAAUACAUGUGAAGAAAUACUUGUUCAUGUUCUUCGUGGAAAUGCAAGAAUGAAGAAGCCCUCUAGCCAUUGGCAUUGGCACAGACAUGUUAGGAAACGCAAGAAUAGAGAAGCGCUCUAG